Molecule: messenger RNA, 557 nt
Organism: Macrobrachium nipponense
Lineage: Eukaryota; Metazoa; Arthropoda; Malacostraca; Decapoda; Palaemonidae
Product: acanthoscurrin-1-like
Exons: 3
Coding region: 125-394 (89 amino acids)
Source: RefSeq, a predicted model, not a curated record
AAUCCUGAUUGGCAGUGGGAAGGAGGGUACCUCAUUUUGGGUAUAAAAGGGACAAAACCUCUCCCUUCGGCACCUCAUUCUUCAGCAGCUUCUCCCUGGUGAAGACCUCCUUCCAUCUGUCAAGAUGAAACUCAAGGUCGUGGUUGUGCUCCUCGGAGUGAUAGCCCUCGUUGCUGCCGCUCCAUCACGCGGCGGUGGAGGCUUUGGAGGAGGAGGUGGAUUUGGAGGUGGAGGUGGACACAGAGGUGGUGGAGGAGGAUUCGGAGGAGGAGGUGGUGGUGGACUCGGUGGAGGUGGAUUCGGAGGUGGAGGAGGUUUUGGAGGCGGUGGCAGACACGGUGGUGGAUUAGGAGGUGGUGGUGGUAUUGGAGGAGGCGGAGGUUAUGGACGCUAGAAGUCUUCAUGGAAAAUUAUCAGAAUUUGAAAGAAAGCCGGUUCUCACACACAGUUCAGUUGGAUGGCUUGCCUCUACAUCUACUGAAGUACAGACCGAAAUUUCCUUGUUUGUUGCUUUUUUUUUCUUCUUUGUUAAAGUUUAAUAAAGUCAGAAAAUGUUA